Molecule: messenger RNA, 3524 nt
Organism: Orcinus orca (killer whale)
Lineage: Eukaryota; Metazoa; Chordata; Mammalia; Artiodactyla; Delphinidae
Gene: IL10RA
Product: interleukin 10 receptor subunit alpha
Exons: 7
Coding region: 94-1833 (579 amino acids)
Molecular function (GO): protein binding
Source: RefSeq, a predicted model, not a curated record
AGGCUUCAGUCUCAGUCCCGCAGAGCGGCGACCGGAGGCAAGCAUCCCGGCUCUGGCUUCUGCUCCCGCUCCGGAGGAUGCGGCUCGACUAGGAUGCUGCCGCGCCUGAUAGUGCAGCUUCCGGCCCUCCUCAGCCUGCUCCUCGGCUUUCGCGCGCACGAACUGCCCAGACCUUCAUCUGCGUGGUUUGAAGCAGAAUUUUUCUACCACGUCCUCCACUGGACUCCCAUCCCGAAUCAGUCUGAAAGUACCUACUAUGAAGUGGAGCUCCUGCGGUAUGGAGUAGAGCCCAUCUACUGGAACCCCAUCCGCAGCUGUAGCCAAACCUUGGUGCUGUCCUGUGAUCUCACCAUGCAGACCCUGGACCUGUAUCAUAGCAAUGGUUACCGAGCCAGAGUCCGGGCAGUGGACGGAGGCCAGCACUCAAACUGGACCUCUCCCAACACUCGCUUCUCUGUGGAUGAAGUGACUCUGACAGUUGCCGGCGUGAAGCUAGAGGUGCACGAUGGCAUCAUCUUUGGGGUGAUCCAGCUCCCCAGGCCCAAGAUGGCCCCUGCAGGCAACACAUAUGAAAGCAUCUUCCACAACUUCCGGGAGUAUGAGAUUGAGGUUCGCAAGGUACCAGGACGAUAUAAGUCCCAUGACAAGAUAAAACAUGAAAACUUUAACCUCCCAGUCCCGAGAGGGGUGGGAGAGUUCUGUGUCAGGGUGAAACCAUCUGUCAGCUCCCGAGUGAACAAGGAGGUCUGGUCCAAGGAGGAGUGCAUCGUGCUCACCCCGCAGUAUUUCACCGUGACCAACCUCAGCAUCUUCUUCACCUUUGUCCUGCUGCUCUGUGGAGCCCUGGCCUUCUUCCUGGCCCUCCAGCUGUAUGUGCAGCGCCGGGGGAAGCUGCCCACCGUCCUGGUCUUCAAGAAGCCCAGUCCCUUCAGCCUCAUCAGCCAGCUUUCCUGCCCAGAGACCCAAGACACCAUUCACCCCCUCGAUGAGCAGGCCUUCCCCAAGGUGUCCCCAGAGCUGAGGAACUCGGAGCUGCACGGCAGCACGGACAGUGGCUUCAGCAGUGCCAAGCCAUCCCUGCAGACUGAUGAGCCCCAGUUCCACCUCCCUGCCCCCCACCCCCAGGCUGGGGGUACUUUGGGAAAGGGGGCGCCCCGGUUGCCAGAGGACAGCUGCAGUAGCGGCGGCAGCAAAAGUACAGACAGCGGGAUCUGCCUGCAGGAGCCCAGCCUGAGUCCUGGCACGGAGCCCAGCUGGGAGCCGCAGGCGGGGAGCGACAGCCGGGACCAGCUUGACAGUGGCAUUGGCCUGGUCCAGAACCCUGAGGGGCAGCCUGAGGAUGUUCAGGGUGGCUCAGCUUUGGGCCCUGUGAGUCCCCUGGGACCGGAGGUGGCUGCAGGAGAAGACCCAGCUGCAGGGGCCUUCCAGGGCUACCUGAAGCAGACCCGGUGCCCGGAGGAGAGGGCAGCCGAGGCAGGCGGCCUGGAAGAAGAGUCCUCCUCAACAGAUGGCCUUGGCCCCAAAUUCAAGACAUGCGUGGAUGCUGAGGUGGACUGGCCUCUACCAGCCCUGGCCAAGGGCUAUUUGAAACAGGACCCCCCAGAAAUGACUCUCACUCCCUCAGGGGCCCCAGCUGGACAGUGGAACCCACCAACUGAGGAUUGGUCACUCCUGGGCUUGACCCGCUGUGGUGACCUUGGAGCAUCUGACUGGAGCUUUGCCCACGACCUUGCCCCUCUGGACUGUGUGGCAGCCCCAGGCGGUCUCCUGGGCAGCUUUGACUCAGACCUGGUCGCCCUGCCACUCAUCUCCAGCCUGCACUCAAGUGAGUGACUCGGGCCAGAGGGCUGCUUUUGGUUUCCGCUGCACCCUGCCUGGACCCAGAGGGGCCCCAGGGGAUGAAAGUGAAGCACGAGGCCAGUCUGGGCACUUUUCUGCAAGCGUAGUGAGGCCAGCGCCAGGCCUGGUAAGUGUCCAGGGCAGGAGGACACUCAGCUAGCACAGGGUACAUGUGUGGCAUUGGCCUCCUCUGCAGACGGGGCCCUGCAGACUCUGGCGGAACUGAGAAGGGCAGGGCAGAGAUCUCCACCUCCUUGGGAUGCUUCCCAUAUUGUAAAGGACUGCUUGCUCAGGGGAAUCAUGGGGCCUUUUGGAGUUGUGGUGAGGCCACCAGGCUGAAGUCAGCUCAGAGAGCCAGGCCGCCCUGCUGAGGCCAGCCAUGUGUCAGGGCCUCCAGCAGGAUAGAGGGCCGAGAGGAUGGAGGCUUCAGGGCCUCGCUGCAGGGGCCAUUUCUAGGAGGUAAAAGAGGGAGCAGGGGUCAAAGGGAGCUGAGAUGCAGAAGGGGGCUUCUGGCUCAGAAUCCAGUGCUCUGGGGAUGGCUUGUGUCCAUCUGCAGACAGCACCCUCUUUCAAGCAACUAGAGCAGCAUCCCCCUGGGGCACUUGGAGUGGCCAAGCCAUGCACUACCCUCACCCUGCUGCCCACACCAUCUUGCUGACAGUACCAGCGAAAGCAUGGGUGUUUGUACUGGUCAAAACUCAGGCCUUCAGGUGGCCUCUAGGCUUGGACGCCACCUUAUCUGCCCAAGAGGGUCAGGGUUAGGACCUGCACUGUGUUUGCUGCUGACAUCCAGCUAUAGGACAGGACACUGGGGUAGGGUCUCUGUUCAAUGAUCAGCUGUGCGACCUUGGGCCAGCCACUUCUCAGAGGGCCUCAGUUAUCCCAUCUGUGAUGUAAAGAAUCUCUAGGGGACCCUUCUAGAUGAUGGAUGGAUGAUAGCCAAGCUGGCUUCUGGGGUGACAUCUCCAACCCCAACUGACCCUGGGUAGGGAGGAAGCCACGCCUUCACAGAGCUGGCUUCUUUCCCAUGCCGCAGGCUAACUGAUGUAGCAAGAGUGCAUGGCAUUGUGCUGAGAGAACAAUCAGACCCUGGGCCCAGAGAGGGGGCAGGUGUGGGCCCCGCUUCCCCACAGUCAGUUUAGAAUCUGUCUGCAAAGCCAUUUUACAAUCCGUGGGCAGGGAACCUGGGAGGGGUGAUAGGCCUGGGGCGUGCCCACCGCCCAAGUCAUCCUCGGCCCUGUGUUUUCCGUGGCAUUCUGGGAAUAGAUAUCAGGCCCAGGGAAUCCAGCCAGAGCCCCUUCCACUCUGCCAGGAAGCUCGUAGGCGCCAGUCCGAUAAUAACUCCCUCUAGAAACAGGCUUGAAGGAGGGGUUUCUCAGCGUUUCCUUGGAAGGUUUAUUUAUUUAUUUUGUUCAUUUAUUUAUUGAAGCAGCAGCAAGAUACAGGGAAAGAGUUCUGGGUAUUUCGAUAGCCUAGGAGUUCUCAUUCUGAUUUCACUGUUUCUAGCCGUGUGACCGUGGGAAAGCCACUUUUCCUCAUCUGUGAAACCAGAAAACGUUGUCUGACUUGUUUCAUUCAUAAGGGUGUGAGGUUCCACUGACAACGAGGAUGUGAAUGUGCCUUGAACGCAGGCUCUGUAAAUGAGUGACAUGUGUUCUUUCUUCCAAUAAAUUGUCAGAACCACA